CCUAGCCUCCAUCUCCUUCAGUCGGUCGCCCCUCCCCAGCGCCCUUGGAGCCGACAUCCCCUCCCUCAUCCCUCCCCCAGCCGACUCUCUGCCUCUCCCAUGGCGUCCUCACCUCUGCUCCUGCCGGGUCGGCCAUGACAUGCCGCGGCCGCGUGGAACUGCGGCAGAUCGAGGACCGGGUGGGCUGGCAAGUGCGCUUCUCCAAGCGCUGCUCGGGGAUCUUCAAGAAGGCCUUCGAGUUCUCCCUGCUCUGCGACGUCGAGGUCGCCCUCAUCGUCUUCUCCCCCACCGGCAAGCUCUGCGAGCGCCACCACGCAUCUCUGGUGCUCGCUUCCCUUCCUAGGUCCCUUAUGUACCCGUCGAUAGUCUCCAGCUCACUCUGGCCAUGGGCGCCGUCGAGCCCAUCGUUCUCCUUGUCCAGUGCUCAUGCGACCUUGCCCGAACCGCGCUGCCGUCUCCCAACCGCUUGCCGUUGCCCCCUGCACGUGCUUGUCGCGCCAGUGAACCCUGCCUUGGUCAUCGUCAUCGAUAAUGCGCUUGCCGGUGGCCUAGCCCAACCGUCUCCUAGUUGCCGAGCUGCCAGCACGUUGCUAGCGUCCUCCCUUCAUCACGCCUAGGCGCCCAAUGCUCCUGCACUAGACAUCGAAUCCUCACGCGUCUUCAACACUGGUGUGUGUCGCUGUCUGUCCUCAGCUCUUGGCCAUGGCGCCCGCCCUGGACCUAGUUCCGGCCGAGCUCGACUUCAACUCGCGCCCGGCCCUAGCUUGGUCUCUAGCUCCCUCUUGUGCAUCUCCCGGCGUCGCUCACCCCUACGUGAGUCCCGCCGUCGAGCUUGUCAUCUGCCACAGCUCCACUGCGUCGUUGUCUCCAUGCCACGUCGCCAUAGAGCUCGGUUCGUCGCGCCUUUCCGGCUCCGCCUUGGCCUCUUGCGCGCUCUUUAGUUGGUGGCCACCGUCUCCACUGGAACAACACCGAUCCGCCCGCCUUGCCAUCAAUCUCGUCGGCGCUGGUCUCCCUGGUACUCGUCCCAUCGACGCCGGUCGCCCAGCUUAUCAUCCCCAUCUCCCUGCCAUGGUCGCGCCCAGGCUUUCCUUUGCCUCUCGUGCUCGGCUCCCAGGAGCGGGUCUCCUCACCGUGAACUCUGGUGCUGGUCGUCGUCGCGCCCGGGGUUUUGGUAUGUCUCCCUGCUCGUCGUCGAACCUAGGUUCCCUGCUCAGCCUUCACAGCUAGCGUGUCGCCUUUUCGUUUGUGGUCGAGCGUCUGCUCCAUCUCGGCGCCCUGCACUAGUGCUCGACAAAAAGCCCAAAUGAGUCAUCAUGCCAUCGUCUGCAUCGAAUGGAAAUUGUGGUGCCGACACGUCGACAUCGUCGUUCGUCGCCUCUCCGGGUCUCCAACAACAUCGCCUAUCCCUCUUUGGUGCUUGUCGUCGAUCCGUCGCCUUGCCUCGAUGCUGGCUCCUACAUGACGUCUCCAACUUGUGUUCACGCCAAAAAUCCGAGAAGAUUAGGCGUAGAAGGAAACAAAUCAGUACGCAACCGGAAAAUUCUCGAUGUGGAUGGAGAAGGCAGUGAAGUUCGCGUGGUGCUCACCACGUGCUUGAAGUAAUGGAGGAAUCGGAAACCAUGGUUGUGUUCAUGGCCUUCGAGACAGAUUAAAUUAUUGGCGAGCUAUCGUUGCUCUCGCUCUUCGUUUUAAUAUUUCUCAUCAGUUUGGUAUGCUUGCGCUGUCCAUGUGGGCUGGUGACGUACACGUAAAUCAUAGUGGUGUGAUUAGUGAAAGAAGCUAGCUAGUAAAGAUAGUGUGAUUUCGUGUGACGCUCAAUAGGUGUUCGCCGAUUUGGGGGAAACAGUGAACGUUGUCGCUUUUGUUAAUACCAAGUCGCACUGUGAUGCGGUAAGCUGAUGUAUUAUUACUGUUAGCUGAGUCAUUAGAUGGAUUGGCUACCUAGGUUGGUCGCGAUGAUUA
Messenger RNA from Zea mays, 1965 nucleotides. Its product is annotated as MADS-box protein J2-like. The transcript has a single exon. Lineage: Eukaryota; Viridiplantae; Streptophyta; Magnoliopsida; Poales; Poaceae. The coding region runs from base 135 to 617 and encodes 160 amino acids. Gene Ontology annotation, molecular function: DNA binding; protein dimerization activity. The record is from RefSeq and is a predicted model, not a curated record.